Trichoderma asperellum CBS 433.97 is the source of this 1797-nucleotide messenger RNA. RefSeq lists its product as uncharacterized. NCBI's taxonomy places the organism in Eukaryota, Fungi, Ascomycota, Sordariomycetes, Hypocreales, Hypocreaceae. Gene Ontology annotation, molecular function: malate dehydrogenase (decarboxylating) (NAD+) activity; NAD binding. Gene Ontology annotation, cellular component: mitochondrion; cytosol. The record is from RefSeq and is a predicted model, not a curated record. Gene Ontology annotation, biological process: pyruvate metabolic process; malate metabolic process.
AUGACUCUCACCAAAUCGUCCAAGUUUGGAAACCUCCCGCUUAGCACAGUUGGCCCUCUCGACUGCGCUCUUACCGGAACAGCACUUUUAAAUAGCCCGACAUUCAACAAAGGAUCUGCCUUUACGCAAAAGGAGCGUCGAGACUUCAACUUGACUGGGCUGCUUCCCGCGAAUGAACAGACUUUGGACCAUCAGGCUGAGCGCGCAUACCAGCAAUAUCUAUCCAGAAGCGACAGCCUUGCCAAGAAUACAUUUUUAACCUCGCUCAAGGACCAGAAUGAGGUGUUGUAUUUCAAGCUGCUGCUUACUCAUCUCAAGGAAAUGUUCAGCGUAGUAUAUACUCCGACGGAGGGCGAUGCCAUUCAAAACUACUCGAGGCUUUUUCGCCGCCCUGAAGGAUGUUUCUUGGACAUUAAUCACCCUGAACGCGUGCAAAGUGAUCUUGCACUCUGGGGGACUCCAGAUGAUGUCGACUAUAUCUGCGUAACAGACGGCGAGGAAAUUCUUGGCAUUGGCGACCAGGGCGUAGGCGGCAUUCUCAUAUCUGGAGCAAAGCUGACUCUCGCGUCCCUCUGCGCCGGUGUUCAUCCCAGUCGAACCCUUCCCGUCGUCAUAGACUGCGGCACUGACAAUGAAGAUCUGCUCAAAGACGAGCUCUAUCUUGGUCUCUGCCACCGUCGGGUAAGAGGAAAGCAGUAUGACGACUUUAUCCAGACCUUUGUCGACGCUGCUCGAAAGCUGUUUCCCAGAGCUUACAUUCAUUUCGAGGACUUUGGCUUAAGAAAUGCCAGACGUCUGUUGGAGUUGUAUCGCCCCACGAUGGCCUGCUUCAACGAUGAUGUUCAGGGAACUGGCUGUGUGACACUUGCGGCUAUCAUAGCUGCACUGCACGCCAGCGGACAGAAACUCAGUGAGACUCGCAUGGUUGUCUUUGGCGCUGGGAGUGCUGGAGUUGGUAUCGCAGAUCAAGUCAGAGACGCAAUUGCGACAGAGACGAACAUUACUCACGAGGAAGCUUCACAGCACAUCUGGUUGAUUGACAAGCCCGGUCUGUUGACAUCCAAGCUCGAAGUCUCAGACGCUCAGAAAAUAUACGUCAAAGAUGCCUCCGAGUGGAAGAGCGAUGGCAACGACCUCCUUUCAGUGGUGAAGCAAGUAAAGCCCAAUAUCCUCGUCGGAACAUCCACCGUUCCUGGCGCUUUCACCGAAGAAAUUGUCAAGGCUAUGCAUGAAAAUUCUCCACGGCCAAUAAUCUUCCCUCUUUCCAAUCCAACUCGACUCCACGAAGCCAAGCCAGAGGACUUGCUCAAGUGGACCAAUGGCAAGGCACUCGUCGCAACAGGAUCUCCCUUUGAUCCCGUCACCGGCCCCUGGGGUGAAGACGGAAACGACAUCACUAUUGAAAUUGCCGAGUGCAACAACUCUGUCGUCUUCCCCGGCAUCGGGCUCGGCUGUAUUCUCAGCCGCUCUAAGCUUCUCACCGACCGCAUGCUCGUCGCGGCCGUGCAAGGAGUUGCAUCGCUGAGCCCCGUUCUCAAGGACCCAACCGCACCUCUCUUGCCAGACGUGGAGGAAGUAAGGACUGUCAGCGUCCAGGUAGCAAAGAGCGUGAUUCAGGCGGCAGUGAAAGAAGGCGUGGCGACUGAAAAGGAUAUCCCAUCCAAUGAUCACGAUCUUGAGGAGUGGAUCAAGGAGCAGAUGUGGAAUCCGGAGUAUCGCCCGCUGAGGCUUGUCAAGAUGGAGGGCGCGACGAGAGCGGCCAAGGGAGAGCUGGGGAAAGCCAUGCCGGGACUGUAG